AUGGAAACUAAAGGUCAGUAUAAGUUACAAUUUCCUACAUUGAAAAGAUCUGACACACGCGUAAAAACAUAUUCUGAAAAUACAAAUCAUCAUCAUCAACAACAGCAGAAACAGGAAGUACGUCAUAUAGGAUUCCUGAAAGUUCACAAAGCAGCAAGUUCUACUAUGCAAAAUAUAUUCUUCCGGUUUGGACUAAAACGGAAUUUAACGUAUGUAUUUACAAAGCAUCCGAAUUACUUUUCUAGAUCGGCCGAAAUGCACUUACCAUUAGUGAAACCCCGAUAUAGAAAAGGAUAUGAUAUCCUUUGUAACCAUGGUGUUUUCAAUUAUGACAUUUACUCCUCUCUUCUACCGAAAGAUACCGUUUACCUGGCUAUUGUAAGGGACCCUCUUGCAGUGUUUAUUUCAGCCGUUAACUAUUACUCGCAAGAACUAGAUUACAUUGCACAAAUAACAGGAAACAGGCUUCAGGAACUUAUUCAAAGACCGGAAGUGUAUGAUAGGGAAUUCUUCUCGUAUACUAAAAACGUGAUGGCACGAGACUUCGGGUUUCCGGAAUCUAACAAUAGAAACCGAACAAUCGCUAAGCUGAAAGACUUAGGUCAAAUAUUCAAACUUGUCCUACUUGUUGAAUAUUUUGAAGAGUCACUUAUAUUAAUGAAACGGUACUUGAGAUGGAAGCUGAAGGAAAUCUUGUUUCUAUCACUCAAUGUUUAUAAAAAUGGGCAAACAAGUAAAGAUCUUACCUUAAAUGAUACAAAAAAGUUCAAAAAACGAAACCAGCUCGAUUACACCGUAUACAAUUUUUUCUACAAAAAAUUCUGGGAUCAGUAUAAUUCGGAAACAGAUGACAUUAACUUAGAAGUAAAGCAUUUCAAAAGUGUUUUAUUUGAUCUAAAUAUUUUUUGCAAUAAUAAAGCACAUGAAAAUGAUGGCAGCUUGAUGACAGUGGAAGAAUCGAAAUGGACAGAACAAUUUACUGUGAUAGUUGAAGACUGUAAGUAUAUGACAAAGGACGAGCUAGAGUUUAUUACACUGUUACGCCAAAAACAAGGAAGUGAACUACGCGGCUAGUUAUGUGGUACAAUGGGUUUAAAAGAAUCCAUUACACCAAAUAGUUUGAAGCUUUAUUAAUUCUUCCAGUUUUUCGGUCAGUGAUAUAAGACGUACAUAAAAGAGUGUCUCAAUUCCUUAUUCAAAUAGCUUCAGAAUUUAGUCACAUGAAAAACUGACAAGAUAAAAAUAUCUCGCCCAAGUAAACUACCCGCUAGCCACGUAAUGAUUGUUGUUUUGUCCAGUUACUAAUUGUUUUGACAAGCUGACUAGAAUUUAUGAAAUGUUCAUAAAUAUUUAGUCAUUUGGUGAGCAGAUUUCCUUUAAAUACCGCUAAUUUUGAGAUAGAACUUCAGUAUCAUUCUUGCAUUGUCUGGUUGUAGAUACGUAUGCUGAUAAGUUAGAUUAGGAACGAGACAAUUAACGUUGAAGUUAAAGAUUAAAAUAACAGAGAUCAUGUUAGAGAAUUACGUUAGAGAAUUGUGAAGAAAGACAUUGAGUUAUAGCAGUAUUGCCAUGUCUAAAACUAUACUGUGUAUGAAAAAAGUUGCCUCCAUGCAAUGAAGUUUAGCGAGUAUCCUUCGUGCAAGUGAGUAUUCUUCUUACAUGUGAGUAUCCUCCGUGUAAGUACGUAUCCUCCAUAUAAGUAUGACUCCUCUGUAGGAGAGUAUCAUCCGUGCAAAUAAGAAUCCUCUAUGUAAGAGAGUAUCCUCCGUGCAUGUGAGUAUCCUCCGUGUAAGUACGUAUCCUCCAUAUAAGUAUGACUCCUCUGUAGGAGAGUAUCCUCCGUGCAAAUAAGAAUCCUCUAUGUAAGAGAGUAUCCUCCGUGCAUGUGAGUAUCCUCCGUGUAAGUACGUAUCCUCCAUAUAAGUAUGACUCCUCUGUAGGAGAGUAUCAUCCGUGCAAAUAAGAAUCCUCUAUGUAAGAGAGUAUCCUCCGUGCAUGUGAGUAUCCUCCGUGUAUGUUAGUAUCCUUCGUGCAAGUAUGUGUCCUCUAUGCGUGCAAAUGCCUUCCAUGUCAUCAUGUAUCCUCCUCGGAUGGAAGCUAUCUCCGUGUAAGGAUGUAUCCUUACUUUCCGUUGCGGUGUAAAAACGUAUAAACGUAAACAUUAUUAAUAAAUUCAAUAGCCUCUAUAUAAUAUUGUCACGAAAACUUUCUUAAAUGAUAAAAGUUUGCUCGCAACUUGACGUAAGGUCGAGUGAGAAGUAUGAAUGCUUAAUAAAAUAUAAGAU
Messenger RNA from Mercenaria mercenaria, 2285 nucleotides. RefSeq names its product galactosylceramide sulfotransferase-like. The record is from RefSeq and is a predicted model, not a curated record. Bases 1 to 1074 code for a protein of 357 amino acids. The transcript has a single exon. NCBI's taxonomy places the organism in Eukaryota, Metazoa, Mollusca, Bivalvia, Venerida, Veneridae. Gene Ontology annotation, molecular function: galactosylceramide sulfotransferase activity. Gene Ontology annotation, cellular component: membrane. Gene Ontology annotation, biological process: glycolipid biosynthetic process.